CGAAAAUCUAUUUUCACUGCGCGGUUUAUUAUUAUGGAAUCUGCCUUCUCCGAGAGAAGAACAGGAGUGAUUGUCACGUCUUGUUGGCCAUGAUCUCGGAGACGGCACACGCCGAAUGCGUGCGGUUACUGGAGCUGCUGACGAACCCUCGUGUGCAGGAGAGCUGGUCAUGGGUGUUCAUGACGCCCGUGAACAUCCCUGGCUACGACCAGGUGAUUAAGAAACCCAUGGACUUGGGAACGAUCAAGAAGAACCUUGGCAGCAAACCCUCACGCUGUCGCUUCAAGUCGCAUGAAAAAUUUGCUAGAGACGUACGUCUAGUCUUUCAGAAUGCGCUUGUAUACAAUAAGGACGACCAGGACGUCAAGGGAUCCGUGUACGCGGCAGCUCAGCAUCUACUGCGGGUUUUCGAGACGGCAUACGCUAAAGCUGUCGAUAACGUCUUCAGAGCGGAUGACGCGGCUGUGGCAGCAGCCAAAGCGGCGCAUCGAGAGGCGAAAGAGGAGAAACGGAGGACUGAGGGCGGUGACGUCGCAAGGCAGGACGGGGAAGGCGCACUGGGCGCGUCUUCCUCAUCUUCGCACCGCCACCACAGCAGUAGCCACCACAGCAGCAGUAGCAGCCAUCACCGCCAUCGAGAUGACGGAGAGGAAGGCAGUAAAUACAAGCACAAACACAGCAAGAAGGAGAAAAAGUCCAAGAAAUCCAAGAAGAAGAACAAGGACCGAGAUAAAGACAGAGAACACAGACAUUCGAGCUCCAGCAGUGGCGACAGCAAGAAGAAAUCUCACCGCAGUGAGCAGGAAAGUGCAGCUGCUUCGUCUUCAAGUGCAGCAACAAAGGAUGUAGUGUCUGCAGCUCCCAGUAGUGGCGUCGCGCCGCCAGCGCCGAGUGUUUCAGUUGCUCCUCCGAGCAGCAACUUAGUGGUGAAGCGAGAACUGACUCCGACUCACUCUUCUGGAGCUAAAAUGUCGGAUUCGCAGGUGACGGCGUGUCUCUCGUUGUUGAUGAAGUUGAUCAAGUAUAAGGAAGGGAACAUUAGUCCCGCAGCGCCGUUCCUACAGCCAGUGGACUUGACCCACUUCCCAGACUAUCGCAUCAAAGUCCCAAAUCGUAUGCAUCUGUAUGGCGUCCAGAAGAAGCUCCGUAGUGGGAGCUACGCCACGAUUGAUGCGUUCGCGUACGACAUGCGUCUCAUUUUCUCCAAUUGUUUGGUGUACAACAGUGACGUGAUCCUGAGCAAAGUCAUGCGGAACCAUGCAGUCACCCUCAUGAAGCUGUUUGAGAGUCAGUUCGGCAAGAUCGGAGGCUCAUGGCCUGGUGUUCCGGAGCGGUGGAAAUGUCAUCAGAUUAUUAACGAGAUCCUUGCUCAUCGAACGGACGGACAGGAAACAGCGCAGUGGUUCAAGUACCCGAUCGAGUCGUACUACGAUUCUCCCGACCAAAUCCCGUACAACUACUACAAAACAGUCAAGAAUCCCAUGGAUAUUGGCACGGUAUCGUCCAAGCUGCACUUGGGCGAGUACAAGCACGUAUCGGAAUUCAUCGCGGGUUUGAAGCUUGUGUUCGACAAUUGCAUUCGUUAUUGGAAGCCGGAUCCUCAAGGACAGACGUACUGUGAAUCUGCAGAGACGCUUCUCCGUGUUUUACACACUCAGAGCGCUAUCUUCGGUUCUUCCGUGAGCAGCAGUGGGGCGUCUAGAGAAAAGCAAUGCCCCUCUCCAUCCUCCUCGUCUUCGAAGGUCAAAUCUGCCUCCACUAGUUCACAUUUUUCCUCCUCGUUACCAUCAUCAGUGCCUACGGUUAGUAUCCCUGCAAGCGAGCAUGAAAAGAUCAAGAAGAAAUCGUCUUCCAAGUCUUCAAAGUCUUCGAAAUCGUCAAAAUCUCGCGAGACUGGCGCUGGAAUGCCUGAUAAGGACAUUUGUCUGGGGAUCAUGAAGCUGUUGCGUGCACACAAGAUGAAGGGAUUCCGUGGGAUCGAAAUCAAGACGGCCGGACCUUUUUUGACUGCUGUGGAUACGACAAAGUACCCGGAUUAUCUAACAAUUGUAUCGGAGCCGAUGGAUUUCGCCAAAAUCGAGCGUAAACUGAAAAGCGACCGGUACGGCAGUGUCGACGAGUUCAGCGCUGACGUGCAUUUGAUCUUUUCCAACUGCCACAAGUACAAUAGUGAUCCAGUGGAAGGUGCUGACAUUCGAGCGAUGGCCACGAAUCUGCGCAACUAUUUUGUGGAGCUUUGCAAUGAGAAGCUAGGCCCGCUUGACGGCAUGGUGAAUGGUCCCUCGCACACGCCAACAAAUUCGGCGCAGGCUGCAUCCCUUCCAUCCGCUCUAGUAUCAACACAGUCAAAACCAGCAGUACCUUUAAGACCUGAACCCAAAGUACAUACUGCAGUCACUGGGACAGGGUCCUCUUCUCUUCACAAGCCCCUGAAGAAAUCUCCUGCUCCCUCUCCGACCAAGAGAACUUUAGCGGCUUCUUCCGCUACUUCCAGUAGUGCUACCCUCGCUCGUGACCCCAAGAAGAACAUUAAGGCACUCAAGCCAGAGGCCGCAGUCGUCAUAACAGCAUCAGCUAUUUCGACGAAGUCUAUUGCUCCAGUGAAGGCAGCAUCUGCUCCAAUGUCUGCGGUCUCUUCAUCGGUUCCGAGUAAAGAGCUGCCUCCUGACGGUGCUAACCUAGCGGGGCUCACUCCUGAGGAGGCCAAGCGGCUACGCAAGGAGAUGAAAGAGAAGCGGAAAAAGGAGAAGAAGGAAAAGAAAGAGAAGAAGAAGAAAGAUAAGGAGAAAAAGCGCGAAAAAAAGGAAAAGAAGGAGCGAAGCAAGCUUGCCGCUACCCAGGAGAUUGGAUCAGUUGCUCAAGGAAGUUCUACUGCUCCCGCGUCUUUCACCUCUACAUCUGCACAGUAUGCACUUCCUCCUGCCCCGGUUACUUCAGCUCCUACUCCUGCAAAGGCGCUGCCUGGAACUACAUCGGCUGUGGUCGCUUCGAAGAGAGGUUUAGUGGAACCUCACCUUGCUUCCAGUUCGGCGGCAUCUAGCAAGAAGAGCAAGAAGCACAAGAAAUCAGACCUGAAUUCGUGGGAGUCUGCGUGUGAUCGCGUUCUAAACCGUCUGACCAAGAUUGAGCAAGUGACGAAGCUUCACUUUAACCACCCGCUGUUGGAGGUGUUUCCCCACCUUACUGCGGAGUACACGAGUCUGAUCACAGAGCCCAUGGACCUGCGUACACUACGCGAACAGCUUCAUGGGCACGCCCUGACUCCAGCGGAGUUCCUGCGUAAAGGCCGUCUCAUAUUCCAGAAUGCUGUCAAGUUCAAUUGCGCUGACGACCCUGCCUCCGUCCAGGUGCGCGACAUGUCUGCGCAUUUGAUGUGGUACUUCGAUUCGUUGUGCGCUGAGCUGCAGAUUGUCCCGACGUCGGAAGUUCCUGGAGAGCAGAGUCGAGUAAAGCGUGAUCAGUUGAGACGCGAGCGCGCGGAGUUUGUGAACACAGUUCCAGUUGAGCUCAAAGCCAAGGAGUGUCAGAAGCUGCUUCGAGUACUUAACAGCCAGAAGCACGACAAGAACUGCUGGCCGUUCCGUAAACCUGUGCGUGUGCUGUUCCCCGCAUUGUCGGCGGAUUACUUCGACAUUAUCAAGACACCGAUGGAUUUGUCAACGAUCGCAGAGAAGCUGAACGAGUUCGAGUACAAGAUGCACGGCGAGUUCAUUCGAGAUGUGCGGUUGACAUUCGAGAAUGCCAUGAUCUACAAUCGAGCAGACAAGGACCGCGAGGGAUGGAGCGUGUACUCUGCUGCAGUGCACAUGUUGAGUGUCGUGGAGGAUCUGUGGGGAGACGUGACGCUGGAGGUGAUGGAGAAGACGCGUCGCCGCGAAUUAGUGCGAAAGGAGCGUAUGAACGAGUCCAAGCGCAAACGGAGCGACACCUCGGAGAUCGGUGGUGAACGCGACAAGAAGGUGCACAAGCAUCACCACCACUCUACACCCGAUACCGAGUCUGGACACAAACACCACCAGAAGCACCAUCACAAAAGCAGCAAGCACCGAGCAGAGGACGCUGGAAGUGCUACUGGCAGUACAGCAAGUGCAGCGACGCCCAGCAAGCCUGUCGUCACGGCGACUUCUGUCGUUGGAACGAUCGUUGUGGGUGGUGCAAAUGGCUCACGUGAGGAUGCUAAUGCCAGCGAUGCGACUGCAACUCGGGUGAAGUUGCAACUCAUGCCAAGUAGACCGAACAUGGAGCGCAUGAACAAGCAGGAACGCAAGGCUGAAGAAAAGCGGCGAAAGCGCGCUCGACGCGAAGAGGAAAUGGCGCGUACGGAGAAGAGACGUCGCACUGCUGUGGCAGCGACGGAUGAUGCUCUGCGCGAAGCUGAGAUUCGAAGCAGGCGGAAGCUCCAGAAGUUGGAGAUGGCCGAAGCAGUGCGUCUGCGUGAGGAGCGCGAGCGUCGUGCUGCGGAGGAGGAGGCUGAACGUGCACGUAGGGCGCAGAUGAAGCUGAACGUUGCUGCGUGGACUGGUGUGCUGCUACCAGUUGCACCCAGGAAACAAACAGGCUUCUGGACAAAGAAGCACACGAAGCUACAGAUCCCCGCCGUGUUCCAACCUCCGGCUAUUAACGCUUAAACCUUGGUCAGCAGAAGGAGUGAAGUACAAGAAACUAAAAUACUAAGGUGGUUGACCCUGGUUGCUCUCAUUGAUUCCAAGCUUGACUGUCAACACCUCGCAAGCGUCUCAGGUUCCCAUUCAGACAACAAGUCGGGGACAAAGAGUAAAUGAAAGAAAACUGUUUUACCACAAAACGAACCAUUACCGAGCUCUCAUCUGCAGUUAAAUGGCUUGUGGAACGCUCAUAUAGACGAAGAGACUGAAGAAUGCACACCGUUCAGGCUUGGGGCAUUGUCGUCUUUGUACGUAGUGAAGUGUAAAAUUGUAGUAGUUGUUUCUCCAAUUGGAACGAGAAGAGAAUGCUUCUUUACCAUCCCAGUCGGA
Molecule: messenger RNA, 4994 nt
Organism: Phytophthora nicotianae INRA-310
Lineage: Eukaryota; Oomycota; Peronosporomycetes; Peronosporales; Peronosporaceae
Exons: 2
Coding region: 90-4628 (1512 amino acids)
Biological process (GO): chromatin remodeling; regulation of DNA-templated transcription
Cellular component (GO): chromatin; nucleus
Source: RefSeq, a predicted model, not a curated record